Molecule: messenger RNA, 3613 nt
Organism: Drosophila eugracilis
Lineage: Eukaryota; Metazoa; Arthropoda; Insecta; Diptera; Drosophilidae
Product: mucin-19
Exons: 6
Coding region: 354-2972 (872 amino acids)
Source: RefSeq, a predicted model, not a curated record
CGGAGAGGGUGCAUCCCUGCAGUCAAGGAGAACCCUCGAUUUCAAUUUAUUUUGAAUAUUUUUUUGCAGUUUUCAUAAGAUUUGAAGUUCGAUUUACAGUUCGCGUUUGGAAAGUGCCAAAAGAGUGCAAAAAAAGUGGAGUGUUGUUUUUGGUUGUUUGACGAAUCGCCCGAAAUUCCAAGGCAUAGAGCCAAAGCAGUUGACUUUCAAAAAGUGUCAAUAAAAUUUAUGUAAAAAAGCAGUUAACGAAAAAGUUGCUAUAACAGCAUUGACAACAACAACAACAACAACAAGGAGAGCAACCUAGGAGCAACAGCAACAGCAACAACAACAACCACAAAACACAGCUCAAAAUGCUGCUCAAAAUCUUCCUAAUAGCCUUCUUGGCCUCUCGAUCCGCGGCAGAGUCAGUGGAUCCCCUUUCGAAGUCUGCCAGCGAGAGUCCAGCUCCGACGAUCCCGUUCGAGACCUCGCACAAACAUCCCGAUGCCGUGGAGCGGGAGGAGGGCUUCCAUACAUCCCACAAGAUCAGCAUAAGGGCCACAGAUCCCGCCGACUACUCGAUGAACCUGCUGCCCACCAAAGAGCGCCCAGAACUGAAUCCCAUUUUGAGUGCCCUCAUCAACGAGGAUGUGAUGAAGAGCAUCGAGGCCAAGAGGGCCAUCGAAGAGGAGGAGCUGGCCGAAGUGAGGCGUGAAAUUGAGGAGGCCGCCCAGGCCGAAUUGGCCCAGAAGAAGGGCACCACCACGGAGGCACCUGCUCCACUGCUGACCACCCUGCCCACGGCUGCCAAGAAGAUCGACAACCUGGACGAGGACAUCGUUGUUGACCCCCACGAGGAGUUCGUCAACCAGAACUUUGCCCUGGAGGGAGCGGGCAGUGAGAACAACAAGAAAUCCCGCAUUGAGAUCAAAAAGGGACCCAAUGGCCAGGACUACGAGUACGAGUAUGUCUACUACUACGAGGAGGAUGAGGAGCCGAGCAAGGCUGAGGCAGCGGCAGAGCCCGAGACGCGUGGCAAGACCAGGUAUACCAAUAUCGAGAGGAGCACGACAGCCACUCCCAGUGAGAACAGCCUGCAGAGUGGCAAGGCCAAGGGAAGAUCCUCGGAUGCCUCCGAAGACAUCGAAGCCGAGCGUCUGCCCAUGAUCACACGUUUCCCCAGCCGUGGCAAGAACAUUGAGGUGCCACCAACGCCCGCCUUGGACUCCCUGGAAACUGCCGCCGAGCGCAAGAAGAUCAGCGUCAAGCGUCCCAGCUUGGAACUGGUGGACAGUGCCACCUUCAACACCGACGAAAAGCAGACCAAGGCGACGCGCAAGGGAGAGAAUGAGCUGAAACCCGUGAUUGCUAUUGAGCAGGAGGAGGCGGCCAGGAAGAAGGAGCAACAGGCCAAGGAGGAGCAGGCGUCCAAGAAGGAGAAGGACACCGAAGUUCCAGCCGAUCAGGAGGAAUCCGAGCAGACCACGCCCUCCAUGGAGAAGGCCGCCCUCGAUCUGUACGCCAUCUUGACCAACGAGAACCUGAACAACGAGCAGACCACCACGGUUCCGGAAUCGGAACUAUCCGAGGGUGUCACCACGUUUGCCCCCGAAACCGGCAGCACGGACGAGGAUGAGGCCGGCGGCCUGACCACGCUGAUCGAUGAGAUCUCCUCCACUAGCAGCACCACCACCACAACCACUACCACCACCACCACCACCACUACCACGGAGGCACCAACCACCACCACAACGACGACCACAACCACGGCGGCUCCUUCCCUCUUCGGAGGCAGGAGAGCCGGUCUGAAUGGCCUGGCCGGACGCAAUCGCUUCAAGCUGAACAGAGCCGAGGGCGGCAGCACCACCACCAGCACCACCGAGGCCCCGGCCAGCGAAACCACCAAAACGGGAAGAAAUCGCUUCUCGCGUCCCUCGAUCGGAGGCCGUUCUCGUCCUGGAGCGCGCACCACCGCUGCACCAGAGGCCACGUCAGCGGCCGCCCCCGCCGCCGAGGAGGAAGCGGUGGUUGCCAAGGAAGUCAAGCCGGUCAGCACGGGCUUCGCCCGCGGCAGACCUCGCAACCGCUUCAACCUGCGUGGAUCCACCACCACUAGCACCACCGAACGUCCCAGCGAGGAAUCACCCGCAGAGGGCGACGCUCCCGCUGAUUCUGCCACCCCCUCUUCAACCACAGCAAGGAGCACACUGAGAGGACGUCCCGGCUUGGCACUGCGCGGUCGCAGUCGCACCACCACCACCAAGGCACCCGCUAACGCCGAGGGCAGUGAGGCGGCUGAGAGUGGUGCCACCGCCAGUUCCGAGGAGGCCAAGUCCGCAGCACCAGCUCCUGCGGAACCAGUGCGUCCGUCCCGCUUCAACCUGCACCGCGCCGGCGGCAACCGCCUGCUGCCACGCGGAAAACUGGGCCGCUCAGGAAUCAGCACGGAGGCACCCAAAGAGGCAACACCCGCCGAGGAUUCCGCCGCCGAUAGUAGUAGCCAUCACAACGACGUCAAGGAGGAGGAGACAGCUGGCGGCGAGUCCGGCGAAAAAGCCAACGAGGCUGCCGAUUCCGCGCCUGCGUCUCCCGUUUCCGGGCUGAAUCGCCUCAAGACCCGGCCACGCCUCAACGCCCUAACGCACAAGACUGAUGCGGUUAAGCCCAAGGCAGCCGCAGCCCCCACCCCUGCGCCCAGGAAGAUCAAUCCCCUGCUGGCCAAGCGACGACUCCACCUGGGAGCCGCCACCUCCACCACAGAAUCCCCCGCUGAGGAGGAGCACUCAUCGGCCGACUCUUCCGCGGAACAGCCAGCCAAGGAGGAGGCGUCCGCCGGCGCCAGCGACGAGUCCGGCGCCGAGGGAGCCGCCAAGCAGGAGCAGGAUACCACAGAGGCGACGGAGGCAACCACGAAACAGCAGGCCCGUGGACUGGGACUCUUGGGACAGCGUCGUCGCCUGCCGCUCCGCAAGCCCGGCACGAUCCUGUAAAGCCACUCCACUCCAGUCCAGUCCAGUCCAGUCCACUCCACUCCACACCACCCACACAUCGCCAUCCGCCUCCUUUGAAUCCUGAAUAGAAUACUCGUCACGAUUCGCUGCUGCAUCCUCCCAUAAGCUGGGAUGAUGUCUUGGCCACCACACAAGCGAUACUAACUCUUACAAAUUGUUUGUCCUUUAAGUCUCCUCCUCCGCCGCCUCCUCCUCCUCCUCCUCCUUCUGCUCCUCCACCAAGGACUCGUUAGCUUUGUACACAUAUUACACUAAUUAAUCUACUGAUAGACGCGGACAUACUAUGUAAGUAAGAUCCCUCCUUGCGCGAAGAGAAAGUCACCAAAACGGAACACACGGAGCGAGCCCACGAACGAGGAGAUCCAAGCCACUCGUAGACCACUAAGCACCAAUCCCCGAAGCCGAUCCAUCCCCAGUCCUCCCCGUCCUCCCCUACUAUAUAUACACCUAUAUACCCGACCUUGCCCCCUCCUCUUUCCACUUUCCUCUUUCCACUGAACACGCCUCCAAAUCGACGCGUGCUUAGCAGAUACUUUUAUUAUUAUAUUUUUUUUCUGAGAUACACUUAUGAACAAAAAACGACUUUUAAUUAUAUAUCGAAUAAAAACGAAAGGUAAAAC